AUGGCCUCCGCGUUCAAUGACAAUGCUUCUCUCUCCGCGGCAACUGAACGCCGCAUCGACCACCACGAAGCUGAUGUUGUAAUUGUGGGUGCCGGAGUUCUUGGUUGUGCCCUUGCAGUCGCAAUGGGGAAUCAAGGACGCAGUGUUAUCCUGCUGGAAAAGUCGAUGGAGGAGCCCGAUCGCAUUGUUGGUGAACUACUCCAACCGGGUGGUGUUCAGGCGCUGGAGAAACUAGGCCUACAGGACUGUCUGGAAGACAUUGAUGGCAUUGACGUGAAGGGAUACUGGAUUUCUUACACUGGCGACCCGGUUCUCCUCGAAUACCCCAAGUCCUCUCCAACUUCACCUACACCAUUGGGACGAGCCUUCCAUCAUGGUCGAUUCGUGAUGAAACUACGGGCAGCCGCUCUGUCCUGUCCCAAUGUCACAGUGGUCGAAACCAAGGUGACUGACCUUAUCAUAUCGGCACAUACCCAAGAAGUCCAAGGAGUCGAGUGUGUGACCAAGGACGCCAAGGAUUGCUACUUUGGCCAACUCACCGUGGCCGCCGACGGCUACAACUCAGAAUUCCGCAAGCAACACCACCAGUACACACCCAAACGCAAAUCAAAGUUCUAUGGCUUGGAGCUCAUUGAUGCUAAGCUCCCCGCACCCAACACUGGUCACGUUCUCCUCAGCGAUCACCCACCUGUGCUCAUGUAUCAGAUCGGCACCCACGAGACCCGAAUCCUUAUUGAUAUCCCCGAUAACCUGCCUCUGGCCUCAGUGAAGAAUGGAGGCGUCAAGGGGUACAUGCGAAAUAAUAUCCUGCCUCAGCUCCCAGAGGGUGCCCAGCAGUCCUUCGCCGAUGCUCUAGAGCGGGGCCAGUUACGAUCAAUGCCGAACUCGUUCCUGCCUGCUUCGGUCAAUAAUACACCUGGGCUGAUGAUUCUGGGAGAUGCGCUCAACAUGCGGCACCCUCUCACGGGUGGAGGCAUGACGGUGGCCCUUAACGACGUCUGCCUUAUCCGUGAGUUGCUCAGUCCAGAGCGCGUGCCCAGCCUCUCCAAUACAGGUCUUGUUCUCGAACAGCUGGCGGAAUUCCACUGGAGACGGAAGAAUUCUUCUUCGGUCAUCAAUAUCCUCGCACAGGCUCUUUAUGCGCUCUUCGCUGCAGACAAUGAACACCUCAAGGCUCUUCGACGUGGCUGUUUCAGGUACUUCCAGAUUGGGCCAGUUAGCGGCCCCGUUGGGCUGUUGGCCGGUCUGAUCAAGAAACCCCUCAUCCUCGUCAGCCACUUCUUCUCCGUCGCCUUCCUUUCUAUUUGGGUUCUCAUCUGCGAUACUCCUCUGUCCAAGCUACCCCUGGCUCCAUACUACGCUUUCAUGAUAUUAUACACAGCCUCCGUCGUGAUUCUGCCAUACAUCUGGACCGAGAUUUGGUACUGA
This is a messenger RNA of Penicillium digitatum Pd1, 1428 nucleotides long. RefSeq names its product squalene monooxygenase erg1 (gene erg1). Lineage: Eukaryota; Fungi; Ascomycota; Eurotiomycetes; Eurotiales; Aspergillaceae. The record is from RefSeq and is a predicted model, not a curated record. Gene Ontology annotation, molecular function: flavin adenine dinucleotide binding; squalene monooxygenase activity. Gene Ontology annotation, cellular component: endoplasmic reticulum; membrane. Gene Ontology annotation, biological process: ergosterol biosynthetic process.